Molecule: messenger RNA, 830 nt
Organism: Oreochromis niloticus (Nile tilapia)
Lineage: Eukaryota; Metazoa; Chordata; Actinopteri; Cichliformes; Cichlidae
Product: lysophosphatidic acid receptor 6-like
Exons: 2
Coding region: 73-783 (236 amino acids)
Biological process (GO): phospholipase C-activating G protein-coupled receptor signaling pathway; positive regulation of Rho protein signal transduction
Cellular component (GO): plasma membrane
Molecular function (GO): lysophosphatidic acid receptor activity
Source: RefSeq, a predicted model, not a curated record
ACGGCACUGAGAGGAACUUUGAAUGCUCAGCUAUAAUACUUCAUAAAGAACAGAAAAAUCUCUUCUGUGAUCAUGAACACAUCAGUCAUCACUACAGAGGGCCGGGUUUACGCUGGGGUCUUUGGCUGCAUUAUGGUGAUAGGUCUGCCUCUCAACGCAGUCGCACUGUGGAUUCUUCUUCGCCGUCACAGCCUCAAAUCGCCCCACGCUGUCUUAAUGGUCAACCUGGCAGUAUCAGACCUGCUGGUCAUCAUCUCUUUGCCCAUGAGGAUCUACUUUCAUGCCACAGGCAGAUGGCCUCUGAGCAACAUGAUGUGCCAAUUCAUCACAAUGCUCUUUCGCAUCAACAUCCGCUCCAGCACCUUCUUCAUUACUUUCAUCAGCGUGGACAGACUGCUGGCUGUGGUUUAUCCUCUGAGGUCACGCCAUCUUCGAACUUCAUCCAAUGCCUGGAAAGGAGCAGCAGUGGUCUGGCUAUUUGUUCUGUUAAUGAAGGUCCCAGAAUUUAUGAAGUUAAAAUAUUUUAAAAACAGAAACAAUACCACUUGUUUUGGACCUCUUGAUUCUGUGAGUGCAACACAAUCAGCAGUUAUUUAUUUGUAUAUGGCGUUAAUAGUCACAAUGCUAGCAGUCAACAUUAUUUGCACCGUUAUGGUGUCUUGGACUUUAUGCAACCGUCCCAGUGACACUGCAAAGAUCAACAACAAGAUAAUCAUCAGAGAGUGGAAGGUUUGCUGCUCAGCUGCAAUUCAGUUCAUAAAGGAGGAAGAAACUUCAUCAUGAACGCAUCAAAUGUCACUACAGAGGACCGGGUUUAUGCUGGGGUCUUU